UGACAGACACAGACAUCCUCAACCUUUUACCAAAGAUAGAAAUUUAGAAACGCACCUAAAGCACGUACAGCGAGGGAAAAGGAAAAAAGAAAUAAAUACAGAGAGAGAGUGUUUUUUUUCGUGUCUGUGUUUUGUGUGUGAGAGAAAAACCAUAUAUACACAGAUAAACAGAGAGAGAGAGAGAGAUAGAGAGAGGGUGGCCGUUGAAACGGUCACCUCCACCCUUAUGUCUGGUUGGCGACCAACGUGAUCAAGAUCAUUCCCCUUUCAACCCAAUAGAAAAUUCUACCCCUAUACUUCCCAAUUCUCUCCAUUUUUUGGGGGAAAAAGAAAACAAGAUAAAACAAAUCCCAGAAAAUCUACCAUUUUUUUUCCCUCAAUCCCCAUUCCCCAAGCGGCGGUGUUUGUCUUGUGUAGAAGGUAAUUCAUUCCAUUCCUUCUCUACCCAUUUCCUCAUUUGUCCUAAUUUUACGAUCUUUCUUUUGUUUUUUUUGAGCUAUAAAGGCCAUUUGGCUUUUCGGAGAGUUUUUGUAUUCAAAGAGCUAGAUUUAUUGUUAUACUACAGCACACAUGCAGCACAAUCUAUUCACCACAAUGCGUAGUUUGAAGAUCAUGGAUGGGUGUAAAGGCACUCAGGUCUACGCUUUUAACCCAUCCGGGCCUAACACUGGUGGUGGUGGCGGCGGUGGCGUGGGCGACAAGCUUUUAAACCACCUCCAGGAUCAUCUCAGGGUCAAUUCGAUUCGAUCCAAAUUGAAUCGGGGUUUCCAAGCUCCUCCUAACACAGCCCCGAAUGUUGUACCUGAGAAUCUUCUACCACACGGACUCCCCAAGACCGAUCUCCUUGAGCCACGGAUUGAACCGUGCCUUAAAUCUGUUGAUUUCGCUGAAACCUUAGCUGAUGUGUAUCGCAGGAUUGAGAAUUGUUCUCAGUUUGAGAAAUAUAAGGUGUAUCUUGAACAAUGUGUGAUUUUCCGGGGGCUAUCCGAUCCCAAAUUGUUCCGGCGGAGCCUUAGGUCCGCUAGACAGCAUGCUGUUGAUGUGCAUAUGAAAGUUGUCCUCGCCGCAUGGUUGCGGUUUGAGAGGAGGGAGGAUGAGCUUAUUGGAUAUUCAGCAAUGGAUUGCUGUGGACGGAAUCUUGAGUGUCCUAAGGCUAGUUUGGUAUCCGGGUACGACCCUGAAUCAAUAUAUGAUUCUUGUUCAUGUUCUCGGACCCCUAGGGAGGAAGUUGAUGAUGAAAUCUUAAUGGGGCAUGAGGAAUGUUCGACUUCGGAGGAGGAUGGUGAUAUGUCUUUUUGCAUUGGGGAUGAAGAAGUUAGGUGUGUACGAUACAAUAUUGCAUCACUUUCAAGACCGUUUAAAGCAAUGUUGUAUGGUGGCUUCAAGGAGUCACGAAGGGAGAAAAUAAACUUUUCACAGAAUGGGAUUUCUGCAGAGGGAAUGAGAGCUGUGGUGAUAUUUAGCAGGAUAAAAAGAGUAGGUUCUUUUGAUCCACAUACCGUGUUGGAGCUACUCUCUUUGGCAAACAAGUUUUGUUGCGAGGAGAUGAAGUCCGCUUGUGAUGCUCAUUUAGCAUCUCUGAUCUGUGACAUGGAGGACGCAAUGUUACUAAUUGAGUAUGGGUUGGAGGAAACUGCAUAUCUUCUAGUGGCAGCUUGCUUGCAGGUGUUCUUGAGAGAGCUCCCAAGUUCCAUCCACACUCCCAAUGUGAUGAGAAUUUUUUGUAGUUCAGAGGCUAGGGAAAGAUUGGCUAUGGUUGGGCAUGCUUCUUUUGCUUUGUACUAUUUCUUGAGUCAGAUUGCCUUGGAUGAAGACAUGAAAUCAAACACUACAGUGAUGCUGCUGGAGAGGUUGCAGGAGUGUGCAGUUGAAAGUUGGCAGAAGCAACUUGCAUCUCACCAGUUGGGUGUUGUCAUGCUUGAGAGGAAAGAAUAUAAAGAUGCACAGCAUUGGUUCGAGGCUGCAGUUGAGGUGGGCCAUGUUUAUUCAUUAGUGGGCAUUGCAAGGGCCAAGUUUAAGCGUGGGCAUAAGUAUUCAGCGUACAAGCAGAUGAAUUCUCUCAUUUCAGAUUAUUCCCCAGCUGGCUGGAUGUAUCAGGAGCGAUCUAUGUAUUGUUGUGGGAAGGAGAAGAUGAUGGAUUUGAAAACUGCAACUGAUUUGGAUCCAACUCUCUCUUAUCCAUACAAGUACCGAGCUGUUUCACUAGUGGAGGAGAACCAGCUUGGGGCGGCAAUAUCAGAACUUAAUAAAAUAAUUGGAUUCAAAGUUUCACCUGACUGCCUCGAACUGCGUGCAUGGUUUUCCAUUGUUCUAGAAGAUUACGAAGGAGCUCUAAGAGACGUCCGGGCACUAUUGACGUUGGACCCAAAUUAUAUGAUGUUUGAUGGGAAAAUGCAUGGCGACUACUUAGUUGAGCUCCUCCGCCCUCAUGUUCAGCAGUGGAGUCAGGCUGAUUGUUGGAUGCAAUUGUAUGAUCGAUGGUCCUCUGUUGAUGAUAUUGGAUCUCUAGCUGUUGUACACCAUAUGUUGGCAAAUGACCCAGGGAAGAGUCUCCUACGCUUUCGGCAGUCUCUUCUUCUGUUGCGGUUAAAUUGCCAAAAGGCAGCUAUGCGUAGCCUCCGGUUGGCUAGAAAUUACUCAACUUCUGAGCAUGAACGUCUUGUUUAUGAAGGGUGGAUUUUGUAUGAUACUGGCCAUCGUGAAGAAGCAUUAGCAAGGGCUGAGGAAUCCAUUUCUAUACAGAGAUCAUUUGAAGCUUUCUUCCUUAAAGCAUAUGCUUUAGCAGACUCUAGUCUCAAUCUUGAGUCUUCAAUGUAUGUGAUCCAGCUUUUGGAGGAAGCCCUUAGAUGCCCCUCAGAUGGCCUUCGGAAAGGACAAGCAUUGAAUAAUCUAGGAAGUGUCUAUGUAGACUGUGAUAAGCUGGAUCUUGCUGCUGACUGCUACACGAGUGCACUCAAUAUCAAGCAUACACGAGCACAUCAGGGUUUGGCACGUGUAUAUCAUCUUAAAAAUCAACGCAAAGCUGCAUAUGAUGAGAUGACAAGGCUCAUAGAGAAGGCCCAGAACAACGCAUCGGCUUAUGAGAAACGUUCGGAAUACUGUGACCGUGACAUGGCAAAAAGUGAUCUUAUUAUGGCAACACAGUUAGAUCCCCUGAGGACAUACCCUUACAGAUAUAGGGCAGCGGUUUUAAUGGAUGACCACAAAGAAAACGAAGCCAUAACAGAGCUUACAAGGGCCAUAGCUUUCAAGCUGGACGUGCAGCUGCUACAUCUUCGAGCGGCAUUUCAUGAAUCAAUGGGGGAUUAUAUCUCCACCACUCGGGAUUGUGAAGCAGCUCUCUGUCUUGAUCCCAGCCAUGCUGAUACUCUUGAGCUCUAUAAGAAACCAAGGGAGCAAAUUAAUGAACAACAAAAUUGAAGAUCAGAAAUCCCUAUUUGUGUUAAUUUUAUUCAAUAUUUAUGGGGACAAUCCUAGUGCUGCCGCUGGCUCUUUUCUAAUACAUGGCCACUACUGUGUCAGCACAAGAUGCUUGUUUUUUGGAUUAGUCUCUAGAAACUUUUGAAUACCAGACUUGGCCUGGCCAUUGGUAGAGAAGGAGAAUUUUGUUUUGAAAAGAAAGGGAAAGUACAGGGGCAAGAUACUAUGUAAAUAUGUCAACUGCGCUAGCUGCUGCUGCUACUGACUAUACUACUUGUGGUUGAGGCGGUUGUGAAAUUAGCCACAAUGGUUGCGAAGCAUGUACAUGAAAUGGCAACUUGUGGUUUAA
Messenger RNA from Juglans regia (Persian walnut), 3769 nucleotides. RefSeq names its product ethylene-overproduction protein 1. The record is from RefSeq and is a predicted model, not a curated record. NCBI's taxonomy places the organism in Eukaryota, Viridiplantae, Streptophyta, Magnoliopsida, Fagales, Juglandaceae. Gene Ontology annotation, biological process: negative regulation of ethylene-activated signaling pathway. Gene Ontology annotation, molecular function: protein binding. The transcript is spliced from 4 exons. The coding region runs from base 571 to 3420 and encodes 949 amino acids.